UUUUUAGAUAUGCUGCAUUCUACCAAACAAGCGCUGCCAUACGUUAGGUAGCUUCAAAUAUUAUCUAGGACUUUCUUUCCGUUGCUCAAGUUAACAUGAUUGGUCUUAGAAAACUGGCACUUCUAAGCUUCAUCAUAUCCAUCUUUGUUUCAGCACAUCCACUUGCAUCACGAGAGGAAAAUGAGCCCGAGCCGAAUGUUGGGCGGUAUAUUGUCACUCUUCGAGAUGGAUUGGGCGCGACUGCCGUAGAGGAGCAUAUACGACGAGCGACUAAUAUGCAUGCCCUCGACAACUCGCCCGCGGUAGAAAUUGGGAGGCGAUGGAACAUUGGAUCUUGGAACGCAUAUUCGUGCACAAUGGACAGCGAUGUCCGCACUCAGAUCGGAAGCGAUAAUGUCGUUGAGAUGAUCGAGCCGGACGGCGAAAUAAAUCUGAUGAAGCAUGUAGUACAACAGGACGCCUCCUGGGGCCUGGCUGACCUUUCUCAUCGGGUUCCAAACAACUCGGAUUAUAUUUACGACUCGAGAGCCGGCGAAGGCACGUACGCGUACGUCCUCGACACCGGGCUGCUGAAUACGCACGAGGAAUUUGAAAAUCGUGCCUCUCUGGGUCACAACGUGGUGGGUGGGAUAUUCGCGGAUGAAGUUGGCCAUGGGACACACGUGGCAGGUACAAUCGCCGACAAGACUUACGGUGUCGCCAAAAAGGCAAAAGUUAUUUCGGUUAAAAUCUUCGCAAACGCCGCGUCCCAUACUUCGGAUCUUCUCGAGGGGAUCCAUUGGGCCGUCCAGGACAUCAUCACGAAGAAACGCCAGAAUUCGUCCGUCAUCAAUAUCAGCGCGGUUGGGUAUCUCAGAGAAUCUGUUAAUCGAGCGGUAGAGGAAGCAUAUAAGCGAGGCGUGUUGAUCGUGGUAGCUGCUGGUAAUUACAAUCAGGAUGCUCGAAACUACUCACCAGCAUCCGCCUCGGCGGCCAUAACCGUUGGUUCCGUUGGAAGGGACCACACGCGUUCCCAUUUCAGCGACUGGGGUGAACUAGUCGACAUCUUCGCGCCAGGCGAACAUAUUCUGUCUGCGUGGAUUCAAACCGACCAAGAUACGGCAUCCCUCAGCGGCACGAGCAUGUCCACACCUCACGUAUCCGGCCUCAUUCUAUAUCUGAAGAGCCUGGUUCCUUACCAGAUGAAAACCCCACGUGACAGUCUCGACGUUCUACGGAGGCUGGCGACGGACGGGGCUGUCAGAGAUCCCCAUGGCUCCAAAAACUUCCUAGCUUAUAACGGAAACGGCGUAGCCAUCUUUACAGGUGAUCUAGCACGGAGCUCAACCAAUAAAUACUGAUUGUAGUCUAUCAAGGCCUUUGGAUGAGCCUUUAAUGCAAGGUCUGACCAUGGAAACCUCAUAGUGGUAUAGGAAUGGCUCGGCUUCAACUACUUCCAGUGUUCCAUCUAGAAAUCAGUCCUAGCAUCCUUGAGUAGUCAUAGCACACAUUAGAAUAUAGUCUUGCCAAUGUAGGAUAGCCUGAAAUGGCCCAUUAUACUUGCUUCUCACAGUAUUUGAUAUGUUGUGUACCCAGCUAGUGGCUUGUAUUCUAUCUCACGGUUUUCCCAUAGGCUUGGCUUAGGUACGCAAAUUGUGUAAACUGGUGAGGGAAAUCUGGUACUCGAGUUUUCUUUCUCGGAGAGUCUCAGUUAUGACUCGCUUUGGUAUCUUUAUUACUGCAUGAAAUCGAUCGAUAGGUAUAAUCUAAUCCGCUAUGCGAAGUUUCUCGAUUUUACAACAUCUUUAUAUACGGGUUAAUAACCACAAUCCUCCUACAUCCCAA
Messenger RNA from Daldinia caldariorum, 1824 nucleotides. Its product is annotated as oryzin precursor. NCBI's taxonomy places the organism in Eukaryota, Fungi, Ascomycota, Sordariomycetes, Xylariales, Hypoxylaceae. The record is from RefSeq and is a predicted model, not a curated record. Gene Ontology annotation, biological process: proteolysis. The transcript has 2 exons. Bases 96 to 1340 code for a protein of 414 amino acids. Gene Ontology annotation, molecular function: serine-type endopeptidase activity.